AUGAAUGUCGAUGGACACGGGUUUCAUGAUGACAUCCGGCAGACCUCAUGUUUGAAAAAAGUAUCAGAAUCUGAUGGUGUAAUGUUCAAAGCUCCCAUAAAAACACACACAAUACUACAAGCAGGCUUUUUGUCAAAGAAUCGCGUUCUUAGGAUGAUAUUCUGUGGAGGCAGAGACAAGAACAUCGAACAAAGGGAGGUAGAAAGUGCGUGUGUGAAAAAGAAAGAUCCACGGACAAAUAGACAACGGUGUGCAAAACUAUCUAUUGCUCUUGUUGCUAAAGGUUCCACUCGGGGUGCUUUUGAUCCUUCUCUGUUUCUCUGGGGUCAACGCCUGCCGUACGGACGGACAUGUUUUCAUUUGUCGAGAAUGGAUAAUUCGGCUGAACAAACAGAUUACCGAAUAUAUGAUGACAAUAACUUAUUACCUGAUCCAAUUUUGAAAGAGUAA
Molecule: messenger RNA, 450 nt
Organism: Dovyalis caffra
Lineage: Eukaryota; Viridiplantae; Streptophyta; Magnoliopsida; Malpighiales; Salicaceae
Source: the annotation of a GenBank genome assembly